AUGCUGUCCCACCUCGCGCAGGAAGGGAUAUAUUCGGAGCUUGUCGAGCCGGUCGGCAUUGUCGACCAUCACCGCAUCAGUGGGGCCAUCGCCAAAGGUCGAGAAACGUUCAGAAUACCACGGAUCGAGGCGACAUUGGCCUUGAUCCCGUCCUCGGCCAAGCUUGCGCGCCUCGUCGCCCAAGCUGGGAUCGCCGAUCUUGCCGGUGCCGCCCCCAUCAGGCACGAUCGGCUUAUGCCUGGUCUGCUGCAUCCGGCGCAGGAGCAUAUCUGCACCCGAGGCUACCGACAUGCAGCGACGGCGCGGUCGGGUCGAAGCCGAUAUAGCCGGGCACCACCUGCGUCGAAGCCAGCCGGUCGAGCGCGGCGGCGUCGGUCAUCUGGUGGACGCCAACCCCGGUCGUUCCAGGGUGCGGAGCAGGUCGGACUGAUACGUCAUGAUAGCGGUCCGUUACACCGCCGUUCCCCGUUCGUCACCCUCCGCCGAUACAAAGCGAGCGCGGGUGAGAUCCCACCCGCGCUCCUUCGUUACGCCGUUAGCGGCAGACGGUGCCCCGUUCCGCUCGACAUAGGUGCAGGGACGAUAGCCCGAGCCCCUGACCGGUAUAGUUGGUAUAAUCGCCCUGUGAGCGGGGAUCGACGCGCCCGGCGUACGGCGCCCCUCAUAUUCGCGGGCGACCCCGCGCCUCCACGCCGGGCCUGCCGGCGGUCACCGCGCCAGCCGCGAUCAUCCUGCCAACCGCGACGUUCGCCGCGCCAGUCGCGACGAUCAUUUCGCCAAUCCGGCGGUCACCCGCCGGUCGCCGCGAUCCUCGCGCCAGUCACGGCGGUCGCGAUCCCGAUCAUAGCGCGGUCCGUCGCGCGCGGACUGAGCCUGCGCGUCCGAGGCGGGCAGGGGUCGCGGUGGCGCCACACCGGCCACCGACAGGCCAAAUUACCGCAAAGAGGUGAAGAAUCUUUUUCAUACGCCGACUCUCCUCAGGGCCCCAUGCCGGCAUUUAACCGGCAAGGCGCUGUCGCGUUCAUAACGGGAAGAUGUCAGCGGCGUGGCAAUUGCGUCAGCGGAUCGACCGGGGUGCGGCCCCGGCGGAGUUCAAAUGCACCUCCGGCCGGUCGGCGAAAGCCGCUCUGUCCCUGA
Acanthosepion pharaonis is the source of this 1137-nucleotide messenger RNA. NCBI's taxonomy places the organism in Eukaryota, Metazoa, Mollusca, Cephalopoda, Sepiida, Sepiidae. The record is from the annotation of a GenBank genome assembly.